Molecule: messenger RNA, 1098 nt
Organism: Alternaria arborescens
Lineage: Eukaryota; Fungi; Ascomycota; Dothideomycetes; Pleosporales; Pleosporaceae
Exons: 1
Coding region: 1-1098 (365 amino acids)
Molecular function (GO): protein binding
Source: RefSeq, a predicted model, not a curated record
AUGGGGCCCACGCGCUGUAAUUCGAUGUACGUUCUUAAUCACAUGGAGGCCACAGUCGACUUCCUCAUGGACUUCUCAUAUUAUAAAACGCAAUCACAGCGCGAACGCCAUCGUUUGGCCCUCUGUAACGCCAUGUCAGCAGCACUCUCCGUAAACGACAUCCUUGCCUAUCUUCGCCACGGACGGUACGAUGACUCGAUCAGUGUACGGAAGAACAUGGGCCGCGCAGAUACAAUUGGUAUGCUCGCGGCUGUCGCUGCUGUCAACAGCGAACCUGCCUUGCGCUUUCUAGUUGACAAGGUACGUGAUAUAGGCCAACGUAGCGAGCUAUAUGGCACUCCACUUACUGCCGCUGCGGUGAACGGGCAUAAGUACGCUUCGUCAAUUAUUUAUGAGCGGUUUGAAGACAGUCGUCACCAAUGGGACCAGUUAUACGAGACUAUCGAUAUAUGCAUGUACAAGCAACAUGCCACUAUGCUUCCAACGUUCAUUGGCUGGUACCUCAAGAGUUGCGACUCUGGGAGAGCAAUCUACGAUGCGAAAUACGAAUGGUGCAAGUGGGCAAUCGUAAGAGGUGAAUUGGACGUAGUGCGCCGUUGCUACAAUUUCAAGCGUGCGAUCAAGUCAGAUCGUCAAUUGAGGUUGACGCCUUUCUAUCUAGCAUGCGAGCAUGGUCAUGUGCACAUUAUACAGUACUUCCUCGAGACUGACGCCACUCUUGGAGACGCUACGUAUACUUACGAGGCGGGUCGCAUCGGGGCCCAAGGGCUAUCACAAGGUCUUGUAUUAGCAGUACAGAAUGGCUGGCUCGGGGCUGCUAGGUUUCUGAUUGAGAGUGGUGCACAAAUCAAGAAGAGUGAAUAUGACGACACAGUCUGUGCGCCAGCGUUAUGGCAUGCCGUCAAACGAGGACAUGUUGACAUGGUGAUGCUUUUGCUAGCUUAUGGUGUUGUCAUACCAGCAAAGAACUCUAAGAAGCAUGUUGGCUUCUGGACUCUGACCAUGAAGCGAGGAACGAAGAUGGCAAGCUUGAUGGAGGAGGCUUGGAUGAUACGGACCAGGAAGGCCCCAGUAUCUAAGCUUAAUGGUAUAGUUUAA